Molecule: messenger RNA, 3105 nt
Organism: Glarea lozoyensis ATCC 20868
Lineage: Eukaryota; Fungi; Ascomycota; Leotiomycetes; Helotiales; Helotiaceae
Product: C2H2 and C2HC zinc finger
Exons: 5
Coding region: 1-3105 (1034 amino acids)
Biological process (GO): DNA-templated transcription; regulation of transcription by RNA polymerase II
Cellular component (GO): chromatin
Molecular function (GO): DNA-binding transcription factor activity, RNA polymerase II-specific; zinc ion binding; RNA polymerase II cis-regulatory region sequence-specific DNA binding
Source: RefSeq, a predicted model, not a curated record
AUGUCGAGCAUCAAAGAUAUAAUGGACGUCGAUGUGGAGCCUCUUCAAUCGCAAGCCUAUAGAAGGAAUAAGGAAGCCGCUCAACAACAAGCCUCCUUCCGACCAUCCACCACCACAUCAACCGAAGCUAUAUCACCUCCGACCGACGACAACGACGACCAUCAUACCACCGAGGCUCGUGGAGGGGAACAUCCCAUUAAACGUCGCCGUUCGCACCGUACCUCGACUGGUUUGCAACAGACUUCUCAGGGUGCCGGCCGGCGCAAGAGUGCCACAGGUCAAGAGAUGGAUUCGUAUUCGAGCUAUUCGGGGGGCAUGGGCACUGGAUCGGCCAGUGGCUCAGGAACACCGCAACAGAUGUCGAGAGCGUCAGAUCCGGGGUCAGACAUUCCAGUCAAGUACACGCCAGUCACCGGUCGUAUCAGCAGGGCAAAGAAAGGCGUUCCCGUUCAUACUUGCGGUCUUUGCCGACCGGCGAAGACCUUCACCAGAGCCGAGCAUUUGAGGCGACAUCAAUUAAGCCAUCAGAAGCCAGCGUAUGGUUGCACCUUUGAAAACUGCGAGAGAGCUUUUCACAGACCAGAUUUGCUAGCGCGUCACAUGCACCGACAUGAAACCCAGGGCGAGAAAGCCUACGUAUCUGGAGAUCGCAGCCGCGAACCUUCAAGCGCCUCUGAAAGCCAACCGCUAGCCAUCAAAACGGAACCCAUGGGGGACCAGAGAUUCGGAAGUGCUCCAGAUUCCGCGGCGGACUCUUCUACCCCUCGGACGACCAUGACCAUGUCAAGCAACAGCACGAUAACGCAGCCCAUGUUCUCGAAUAUUAAUUAUUCCCCGGGUUCCACAGGAUCCCACAAGAGGAGUGCCAGGGAAGCCCAAUUGACAGAUAUGGACUCAUACCCAGUCGCUUCCCCGUCCAGCAGACACAUAGGAAGUUUUGAUCAGAUGAUUUCCCACACGGGAGGCUUCACAGCAGCCGAUCUUCCGGUUGGAGGUAACAUGUUUUCCCGGACGAAUUCGGGCUUUGAUCUAUACAGCACUGGAGGAGAGCAAUUUCCGGCCAAUUACACAACUGCAGGCUCACCACUCAGCAAUUCAGGCCUUCCUAUGCUAAGAAUCCCAGAUGAGCCAUACCCGUCUCAGCCAACGUACACUCAAGACAAUUCCCCAUGGUGUUCUUCUUCCGCCUCCGACAGCACUUUUUCGAACCAAUCCGAGCCGUCGAGGAGAGGCCAUUGGGCACCGCGGGGAAGGUCUGGUUCCGUAGCAGAUUGGCCUGUUUCAGCAGCACCAUCGCAGUGGUCGCCCCAAGUAGGAACACCACAGGAUAUCCAUAGCCCCCCGUUCAAUUUCAUGGAUCAAUAUGAUGAGCGCCUUGGUGCGCCGAUAUCUCAUCUUCAGCACUUGGACGUGCCAAAUCCUUAUGGAAGGUAUUUAAUGGAAUCAGUGGGUACUCCAGCCCCAUCGACGAAUAGCAAACCAAUUUCUCAAGUCUUUCCAGCAGCCUCUCGAGUACCCAACGCCGGAUUGGCAGUCGCUAAUACCGCACGAGCGGAGGAGCAAUUAGCAACAUUCAGCUGCGACGUCCCGAUUCCCGAGCAUCAAGCCAACACACUUGACAUGUACAUAAAUAGUUACUGGCUCGAUUUCCACCCAUUAUUUCCCGUAAUACACCGUCCAACUCACAACACUGUGGAAGGCAGCCUCCUUACCACUGCGAUGGCUGCAAUCGGCACGCAAUAUCACCAUACUCCCGAAGCAAGAAUUAGAGGUACCGAAAUGAACGAGCUUUGCCGGAGAGGCAUCGACCAAUGUCCGAACUGGGAUUUGGAGGUCAUGCAGGCAAUCCUCCUCACCGAGAUAUUUAGUCGCUUUCGAGGGCGGAAAACUACCGUGAAGCUCUCGAGGCGGUUCGAAGAUCUUUGUCACCGGCUCCUCACUCGCACUGAUCCGACCUUUCAAGCACCUGUUUGCACCAGCCCGGUUGAUGUUAGCUCUGUCAAGGACCUGCGUGAUCGCUUUGGUCUUUCCGAAAGCACCCGGCCUCUUGAGCAGGCUCGUCCCGCUAAUGGAUGGUCACACUGGGUUCAGACAGAAAGCAAACAGCGACUGCUGAGUGCUUGUUUCAUGUUUGAUGUUCAUCAAGCCCUCUACCACCAGCAACCGAGAUCACGAGCACUCAAGGGGGAGACACAGCCUUUUCUGUCUCUACCGUGCCUUGACACUCUUUGGGAUGCAUCCAGUGCAUCGGACUGGCACAAACUUUACAGCGACCACUCAACAACUCCAAUGCUCCAUCCCUUCGAUGACAAUGGAUCUACUCAAGAUCCUUCUACGGGUUCUUCCUUUUCUCAGUCACUUUUAAUUUGUUUUUUGGCAACGCAACUACCACUCAGUGAGCACCUUACAGCUCCGAACCUUUUUCGAUCACUUCCUUUGGACUCUGGGAUUAAAACCCACAUGAGCACAUUUACUACUUCGCCCUUGGCUCAAACUUACCUUGCCUUGCAUCAAACGCCUCUUCACGAUCUUCUGGCUGUAGCUGCGGAUACCUGGAUCUUUUCGCAGAAAGUCACCCCGCCUCAGGCUUUUCAAGAUGCACAAAGGCGGCUGCAAGCAUGGUCCAAAUCACCAAACGCCGCGCAAGCUACUCAUCAUGCAUGCCAGAUUCUCUCGCUUAGCCUGUCACGAUCACCCAAACAUUCAAGUUUGUGCGAUAGUAACGCGUUGGUGUGUAUGAGUGAGUACUGGAGCUUGUAUGUAGCGACCCUAAUAUGCUGGGCGUUCGGCCAUCGAUUUCAGAGUACGAACAGAAGCGGGCACUCUACACGAAAUACCCCAUCCGCUAUAACAGGAACCGAAAACUCCGACGAAUCGACCCAGCUUUACGCCAGGGCUUAUAUCAACGGCAUGCUAGCGUUGAGUGUUGAUGAGUUACACAAGAGCCGCAACCCCAUAAAGGGUGAAACCUCUAGCAUUCUCGAAGUUGUGGGCCAACGACUGAGGAUUGAGGGCGCAAAUGUCGGGGGCAGAUGCAGCAUGCUUGUGGACUGCAUUGGAGUCCUUCGAAAAAUAUCCAAAAGUGGAAGUGCCAAAUGGUUCUGA